GUGAAACCCAGUUACCCAGCAUAUUCCUCUCACAUUUAUUUAUACUUCUAUAUCAUCAUUUUAUCUGCAUCAAAGCAUACAAAUAAUGCCCCAACCAUCAUCACGUCCCGUCGUGGUUCUCGGAGCUGGGGUGUUGGGCCGCCGCAUUGCCUCUGUCUUCCUUGCAGGUGGAUACAAUGUGCAUAUCCGCGAUCCCUCCCCCCAGGCGCUCUCGGACGCAUCCAGUUACAUUGAUAGUCAUAUUCAGGAAUUUAUCGCUCUUACCCCUUCCCAACGCACCGGUGGUACUUACCAGACCUUCACCGAGAUCUCCGCCGCCGUAUCGGACGCCUGGCUCGUUGUAGAAGCCGUACCAGAGAAACUGCCUUUGAAGAUCAGCACAUUUGCGGAAGUUGAUCGCAAUGCACCGGCUGACUGCAUCAUUGCAUCGAAUAGCAGCUCUUUUAAAUCGAGAUUUAUGCUAGACGAGGUGAAACCUGGGAGGAGAGAAAGGAUACUGAAUAUGCAUUUCACGAUGCCGCCUGCUAUCCGGACGGUAGAGUUAAUGACAGAUGGAGAAACGAGCACAAAGUUGUUCAAUCUGUUGACGGGUGUGUUGAAAGAUUGUGGGAUGAUUCCUGUUACGGCGAGACGGGAGUCAACUGGAUUCAUCUUCAAUCGUCUCUGGGCUGCUAUUAAGCGUGAGAUCAUGUUUAUUCUUGCGGAAGGCAUUAGUUCUCCUGAAGAAAUUGAUCUUCUCUGGAAGAAUAUGUUCCAGCUUCCGUCUAGUUUGCCGCCGUGUCGAUUGAUGGAUCAGAUUGGUUUGGAUACAGUGGCGUUCAUUGAAGAUAACUAUAUUCAAGAGAGGGGACUAGACAGCCGCAUGACUGUUGACUGGCUGCGCGAGAAAUAUAUCUCUCCUGGGAAACUAGGACUCAAGAGCGAUAAGGGCGGAUUGUAUCCUCCCAAGCCUAUGGAUGCUGUCAAGGGUGAAGAGGCCUUGUAUUUACUCGACGUUGGUCUGGGAUCGAACAAUCCUGAUAUCUCGUUCGUUCCAACAGCCGGACGUAUUCUCAAGUUCUACCCGAAUACUGGAAAAGUGACCACUCUCGUUGAAGGGCAGUCCUUGCCGGAUGGGAUUGACGUCUCACGAACGGCGUCUCGCAUCUUCUGGACGAAUAUGGGUCGCUCAACAGCCACAAAUGAUGGUUCUGUGCACUCGGCAAACCUUGACGGAACGGACGUCCGGACUCUCCUACCUCCUGGUACGGUGCACACGCCGAAGCAACUGGUCGUUGAUGAUAUCAAUAAUAAGGUUUACUUCUGUGAUCGUGAGGGCAUGGGCGUGCACCGAGUUAAUUUUGACGGUACUGAUGACGAAAUUCUUGUUCGUACUGGCUCUCUCGAUAAACCCGAGGAAAGAAAGGAUAUGACGCGAUGGUGUGUAGGUAUCACCUUGGACAUGGAUCGCGGUUAUAUCUACUGGACGCAGAAGGGGCCCAGCAAAAGUGGCCAGGGACGGAUUUUUCGAGCAGGUAUUGACAUCCCAGCUGGCCAGACAGCGGAUAAUCGACAAGACAUUGAGCUAUUGUUGGAAGGAUUACCUGAACCGAUCGACCUGGAAUUGGAUGGGGAGAAUCAGUUGCUAUACUGGACCGAUCGUGGCGAGCAUCCAACUGGGUGUUCGUUAAACCGGGUGGAUGUUAGUGGAAAGGCUGAUAAAGCAAAGCUUCGAAGCAAGAAGGAAUUAUUAGCAAGGCAAUUCCACGAACCCAUCGGGAUUAAAAUGGACGGGAAGAAGCAGGUGUAUGUGACGGAUUUAGGAGGAAGUGUAUAUCGAGUGAAUGGUGGGAAGAAGACAGUGAUAUGGCAGGAUAACGGCUGCUAUACUGGAAUAGCUAUUCUUUGACCAUCGUUGUGUAUUUUUAGAGACAUAGAAUCAUAGACGUAUGGAGAUAUUAA
Messenger RNA from Aspergillus caelatus, 1941 nucleotides. RefSeq lists its product as uncharacterized. Gene Ontology annotation, biological process: fatty acid metabolic process. NCBI's taxonomy places the organism in Eukaryota, Fungi, Ascomycota, Eurotiomycetes, Eurotiales, Aspergillaceae. Gene Ontology annotation, molecular function: oxidoreductase activity, acting on the CH-OH group of donors, NAD or NADP as acceptor; NAD+ binding. The transcript is spliced from 2 exons. The coding region runs from base 86 to 1888 and encodes 600 amino acids. The record is from RefSeq and is a predicted model, not a curated record.